AACACUUGGGCUUUGAAGGAUUCAGUUUGUUUGCAAAUGUAACUCAUAAAGCAAACCCAAAAUUGCAAAUUUGAUAUUCACUAUGAAAGUUCCUUUUUCUUGGAUAUGGGAGUAGAAGUGGAAAAGGUUGAUCAUAAGUAAAUUUUGUAAGAAAGACAGUAGACACGGGAGGAUAAUGGCUCAGUCAUCCGGUAGUAACACUGGAAAGAAGCUUAUUCGAAUUGAUGUCAGUUCAGACAGCGUUUGCCCAUGGUGCUUUGUGGGCAAAAGAAACCUGGACAAAGCAAUUGCUGCAUCCAAGGAUCAAUUUGAUUUUGAGAUAAAAUGGCAUCCAUUUUUUCUUGAUCCUUCUGCACCUAAGGAAGGAGUCAACAAGAGAGAAUUCUAUGAGAGGAAGUUUGGAUCUCGAGCUCAAGGAAUUUUAGCUCGAAUGACGGAGAUUUUUAGGAAUCUUGGAUUGGAAUAUGACAUGUCUGGGCUCACGGGAAACACUCUAGACAGCCACAGGCUGAUAUAUUUUGCUGGAAAACAAGAUCUUGAUAAGCAACAUAAUCUUGUGGAGGAGCUUUUUCUAGGGUACUUCACCCGGGGGAAAUACAUUGGUGAUCGGGAGUUUCUUCUGGAAUCUGCUAGGAAGGUUGGAGUUGAAGGAGCAGCAGAGUUCCUUGAAAACCCUAAUAACGGACUCAAGGAGGUUAAUGAGGAGCUGGAGAAGUACUCGGCAAACAUUUCUGGAGUCCCAAAUUACAUGAUAAACGGAAAGCACCAGUUGAGUGGUGGCCAACCACCUGAAGUGUUCAUGAGAGCUUUUGAAGUGGCAGCAAAAUGACACCUUGAAUCUUAUAUCUUCAAGCUUUGUCACAUGUUACAAAAGCAAUAAGGUGGCUUUCUAACAAACUCAAAUGCCAUAUUAGGUGUUUAUGCUUAUCUGUAUCAGGAGUGUAUUUUGGCAAAAUACCAGUAGUCUUUGCGGUAUCCAAUAGUAGCUUAUAAGUACAUUCUCCCCCUUUCUGUUCUAAAUCCUGCUACCAUCUUUGACAAUAAACACCUACAGUUGGCCAAUACAACGUCCAUGACAUGCCAAAACAGUUAGUAUAUUUCGUAAACAGGUUGUCCCUGAACUUCAAUGUUUUUGUAACUGAUAAGUAUAGAUUGGCUGUAAUAACAGUAAACUUGUUAUAUCAAACACCUCUUGUCAAUUCUUUUCU
Messenger RNA from Theobroma cacao (cacao), 1208 nucleotides. The record is from RefSeq and is a predicted model, not a curated record. Lineage: Eukaryota; Viridiplantae; Streptophyta; Magnoliopsida; Malvales; Malvaceae.